AUGACCCCAAUAAUUGACCUCCAACUCGCAUUUUCUCCACUAACUCGUCAAUACCUUAUUGAUGCCCUCAGAGAAGCCCUCAUCCACGAAGGCUACUUUAUAAUAACAAACUAUGAAGACUUUCUAGACCCCAAAAUCGUCUCAGACGUAACAGCUUUAACUCCCAAAUUUUUCAACCUUCCUCAACUUACAAAAGAUUCCAUGACAAUUACUAAAUCAAGGAACUUUCGUGGUUAUUACAAUAGUGCUAAACCCAAAUCAGAUCCUAUUAAACCAUCAUCUUCCUCUCUCGAAGCUGCUUUCCCUGCACUUGAACAUCCUUCAAUUGUGUCUUCUCCUAAACCUACUACUAGUUCAUUUAAUAAAAAUCCAACUCUCUCAGAACAAAUUAUCUUUGGCAUGGAUUCAGUAGCUACAGCUCAUCUUCUUACUCGCGGUGAACCAGUUAAAGAACAAAAAUUAGUUGCUAUGCUACGCGGACCUAACCAAUACCCUUCUUCCCUAACAAUUCCUAGAUUCAAACAAAAAAUUAAUAAAUUUGCAGACACAAUGAAUGCCUUUUCUUACAAAUUUGUCUCGGAGCUGGUCACCGAGGCCCUGGGGCUUACUAACUCACCAUUCUAUACUCUUUUUGAAGAAUCUCCGCUACUAGCAUGUCAUAAAAUCAAACUCACACGACACGCACCUACAAUAAAAAAACACCCUCUUAUUCCAGAAGACCACAGCAAUAAGCAACAACUCUCUGCCCAUGAAUCACCAGUCAAAGAUACCUAUGGAACUAAAGACGAUGGAUCCCUUUUCACCUUUAUCACUCCUUCUAAAGAUGCUUCUCUCUCUAUCAUCAAACCUUCAGGCCAAAGUGUUUCAAUUCCACAAAGCAGUCUCCCUGCUAAUUGCUUCAUCGUCACUGCUAGUGAGUACCUUUCCGUUCUCACUCAAGGUUUCAGUACAAGCGCUGUACUCAAGGUAGCCGCGCCGGCCGUGGACGAGUACGACGAUAUUGAUCUUGUAUCUCCUGCCCCCAUCACUACUCCAAUCCAUGUCACUUCCUUUUCCCAAUGCAUUUCCAUCGACUUUGUUUACCAAAAUUUCACUUUCCCCAGUGCCGCACUGCCCCGUGCCCAAGCCGCUCAAGCUGCACGGUUGGCCCAUUUGGGUGAAGGUGCAAUUAAAGACCCCGCACCAAGUAUAUUCAUUGACUUUGGUAUGAAGGUAUUCAUCAACACAGCGAGACUUCAUCCUCAUACUACCUCGAAGUGGUACCCACGAUUUGCCAUGCGCUCUCUCAGAGGUGGGAAUGGUAAAGAUGCUGCAAAUAGAAACUCGCAAAACAGUGCAGCAUGGGCCAAACUUGAAGAUGAGCUGGCGCGGCUACGUCAAAUCUUUGCAUCUGUGGAUGCCAGUAUUGUUGAACAUUCCAUUUCCUCAAUUGUACCUAUCACUCUUCCCAAGCUCAGAGAAUCGGCAGCCCUCAACUCGGAAUACCUAGUGGAUCUCAAUGCCCUUAGACAAAUAAAUACCAUCUGGCCUGAAGCUUAUUUUCUCAGCGUCUCAAUGUUUGAUGAUAAAACGCCUACCAUCCAGUUUGGUUCAUCAGCAGAAAACUCACAAGGAACUUCUGAAAGCCCAGCUCGCAGUGCUCCGCGAUCACCUCAAAAACGCAAGCAAGUAUUUGCAAGCAAGUGUCGGAAUUGGGUCGACAAUGCGUUCCCGAAAGACUCAGAUACAGUUAACGAAGAGUACUUGGAGAUCCCCCUAGCACCUGUUGAUCCAAUUGUCCUGGGUAGCCCACGCAAACGGUCACUGGACGAAAUGGCAUGUGUCAGUGCUGCAGUCCCCGCUGCUGCAGAAAGCCCACAAGCACCGGCGUCAACCAAGCGCCAACGCAUUAUGGGGUUGGUGCGCGGGUCGCCCUCACCCUCUAAAAUGAAGCUUAGUAGCCGGCCGUUUCCUUGUGGAUCUCCCAUGGCAUCGCGUGCCGGAUCCUCACUUUCGUUUAACGCUCGACUCGCCAACACAGCUGCCCCUGGAACCCCGCGUGCUCUUCGCCAGUCCAGUUUCGGAUCUCCUUCUGUUUCAUCGUCACCUGCUUCGCCAUCAAAAGUUUUGGAGCGAAUCCGUGCCAAGGAACAAGCUCAGCGGGAAGAAGAUCUGAGUCUUGCAUUUCCUCCAAUUGGUGGCAAGGAUAAUCUUGAAGGUGGUCAAAACCUUGGAGGGUCAUCAUCAGCAUCUGCUGAGCCUCUUUCUCCAUACGAAGAGUAUGUGCUUGGCAAGCUGCCAGCCGUGGCCGGGGUUGUUAUUGGUCUGCGCAAGCCUCGCAGUGCUGUUGAGGUAUUGUCACUUGCUGACACUGUGAAGAAGAUUCGCGACAGUUUGGGUACAGGUCUAAGUGAGCAGGAGACAACCGAUAGUUUACAGAUGCUUUCUGUACGUGUACCUCGGCUUGUUUCACUGACGACAGUUGGUGCACUAACAAGUGUACGCGUUUAUGGAGGCAUGACUUUAGAGGACGCGAAACUAGCAAUUGCUAGUUAUGGAACUAUACUGAACAGCGACUCGUCCACAGAUGAAGACGAGAAGGGUAAGAAGGUGUUGCGGAGUGCAAGAAAGUCAAUGUCUCCUAGAAAACAACGGGCAGAGGCUGCUGCUGCUUCUGCUGCUGCAUCAGAGGGUGUAGCUUUAACCAACAAGACACAGGAAUCUCCGUUGAUGACACCUCCACAAACACCUACCAGAAGAAAUCAUGCACGGUUGGAUGCUUUGGAAACAACGCCAAUGUCUGCUCGUCAAUUGCUUCGAUCUGCGGCUCGUGUUCUUCAAAAAAGGAAUGAAGUUUCUCAGUAA
Magnusiomyces paraingens is the source of this 2844-nucleotide messenger RNA. RefSeq lists its product as uncharacterized. Bases 1 to 2844 code for a protein of 947 amino acids. Lineage: Eukaryota; Fungi; Ascomycota; Dipodascomycetes; Dipodascales; Dipodascaceae. The record is from RefSeq and is a predicted model, not a curated record. The transcript has a single exon.